AUGAACACAACAAAUAUUAAUCAUAAUUCAUCAUAUGCAUACGAUGAAGUUUUCACUCACACAUUAGAUAUCAUACAAGGUUCACUUUAUAUACCUAUCUUUUGUGCUGGCAUUGGUAAUAAUAUCCUAACGAUAUUAAUUAUUUCACUUAAUUCAGAUAUGAGAACAGUUACUAAUUGUUAUCUACUUAAUCUAGCAAUCAGUGAUAUCCUACCAUUAAUUGUUAGUUUACCAUUUGAAAUUUCAUUUUUACCUAUCGAAGUUCCUUGGGGCCAUCUUGGCUGUCAAAUACGUGCACUUUUCGCCGAAACUUCUACAAAUGCAUCAAUAUUAACCAUAAGUGCUUUUACCAUUGAACGUUAUCUAGCUGUAUGUGGUCCAUUUCGAAUAUCCUCGUUUUCAACCAUACGACGUGCAAUUAAAGCUCAAUUGUUGAUAUGGUUUAUUGCUAUACUGUCAUCGACACCAUAUUUUUAUUUUACGAAAAAAAUCGAGCAACAGUGUUCUUUCGAUGAAAAAUUUCAAAUAUUUGUUACAAUAUGUUUGCACAUAUCAGCAAUUUGUUUUUUUCUUUUACCAGCAUUUAUACUUUUUAUUCUUUAUGCAUUGAUGGCACGCCGAUUGUAUAAUAUUGGUCUACUUCAUGAAGUACAUUAUUCUGCAGCUGGAACAACCGAUUUGAAUUCUUUAUCAAUGGGCGCAAAACACAAUCGAAGUAUUGACUAUCGUUCGGAACAACAACGGUUUCAAUCAGUUCCUCAGUCAUUAUCACGUACGUUGACCUUCACACGGCAAAUGACAUUUCAUAAUGGAAAUUAUCCUCCAUCUGGUUUAUUAUUACAUAUACAAGCGAUGAAAAAAUCAGCAUUUAAAAUGCUUUUUGCUGUCGUCAUUGCUUUUAUCAUAUGUUAUGCUCCACUUCAUAUUCAACGCUUAAUAACAAGCCGUUUAAAUGAUGCACAUUUAUCGUUAGUUCAACGACGUGCAAUAACGAUAUUUUAUUUUAUCAGUGGACUUUUUUAUUAUAUUGGCUCAACAGUUAAUCCAAUAUUUUAUCAUUUGCUUUCGCGUAAAUAUCGUUUAGCAUUUAAUCGUACAAUGAAAAAAAUUCUUCAUUGUAAACGACGUCGUCAAAAGCAAAAUCUGGAAAGAGCAAAGAAACUUUCAUUAUUAAGACACUAUCCAAAUACAACAGCUCGAAUAACACGAAAACCAAGUGCACCUAUAUAUCGCUCAUCUAACAGACUAAAUACAAAUAGUGAUAGAAGAAAACUAUUACGCAUAUCAUCGUCUCCAUAUAUUCCAGAACGAAUGCAUUAA
Rotaria socialis is the source of this 1320-nucleotide messenger RNA. NCBI's taxonomy places the organism in Eukaryota, Metazoa, Rotifera, Eurotatoria, Philodinida, Philodinidae. The record is from the annotation of a GenBank genome assembly.